GUGUUUUUCCUUCUGCUAUGUCUGGACGUGGAAAAGGAGGCAAAGGCUUGGGGAAAGGAGGCGCCAAGAGGCACCGGAAAGUCCUUCGCGAUAACAUCCAGGGCAUCACCAAGCCGGCUAUCCGCCGUCUGGCUCGCCGCGGUGGCGUGAAGCGCAUUUCGGGCCUGAUCUACGAGGAGACUCGCGGCGUCCUGAAGGUCUUUCUGGAGAACGUGAUUCGCGAUGCAGUCACUUACACCGAGCACGCCAAGAGGAAGACAGUCACCGCCAUGGAUGUCGUCUACGCCUUGAAGCGCCAGGGACGCACCCUCUACGGCUUCGGCGGUUAAAACCUUCGAAAACUUAAGCCUUAAUU
Notechis scutatus (mainland tiger snake) is the source of this 355-nucleotide messenger RNA. The record is from RefSeq and is a predicted model, not a curated record. NCBI's taxonomy places the organism in Eukaryota, Metazoa, Chordata, Lepidosauria, Squamata, Elapidae.